GUAGCCCAGAGGGAGGCGUCACUGCUGGUUGCCGCUACUGCUCCGAGCCGCGAGUGCUGGGAAAUGUGACGGACAGAUCGAGCGCUUCAACGUAGGCGGCCGACGCGUAUUUGUGAAGUGAAACAGGAACUCGUUUGGUGUUGGGUGCCGUUUCUGUGGAUCAUUGUGUUGUGUCACCUGACUUAAUGGUUCGGACGGAGUGACGGGUUCCACAGAGAAGUUGGAAGGAUUGUGUAAGGACGAGCCAUGCCGCGAUUUGGAGCCGGCGAAGCCAACCCUAGGAUAUCGGGCGGCGUGUCCUGCUGCUCGGUGCGUCGUUCGCAGCCAUCAGGAGCGGGGCUGAGAGGCGGCGCCGGCGCCAUGUCCCACCACAGCGACGACAACAUGCUGAUCGCGGGCAGCGACUCCUUCUGGGAGCCCGGCAACUACAAGCGCACCACCCGCCGCAUCGAGGACGGCUACCGGCUGUGCACGGACCUGGUCGCGCUCGUGCAGGAGCGCGCCGACAUCGAGAAGGCCUACGCCAAGAGCCUGCGCGGCUGGGCCAAGAAGUGGAACGAGCUCAUCGAAAAGGGCCCAGAGUAUGGAACAACAGAGGCUGCGUGGAAGGGUGUCUUGGUUGAAGCAGAGAGACUGUGUGAUUUGCAUCUAAAGGUUAAGGACAAUCUAUGUAAUGACGUUAUGAAUCAAGUGAAAACGUGGCAGAAAGAUACCUACCACAAAUCAAUGAUGCAGAUAAAAGAAAAGAAGGAAAUGGAGGAUGCAUUUAAGAAAGCUCAGAAACCAUGGGCAAAAUUGUUAGCUAAAGUAAACAGAGCCAAAAGCGACUACCAUGUGGCAUGCAAAACAGAGCGCUCUGCUUGUAACCAAGAAAGAAAUGCUAAUGCUGACAGCUCUUUGUCUCCUGAUCAGGUUAAAAAGAUGCAGGACCGUGUGCAGAAGUCAAAAGAAGAUGUACAAAAAGCAAAAGAGAAAUACGAAGCAGCCCUUGAUGAGAUAAAUUCUUACAAUCCCAAAUACAUGGAGGACAUGACUGUAGUCUUUGACAAAUGUCAAGAAAUGGAGGCUCAGCGAUUGCAGUUCUUUAAACAAACGAUGUUUUGUAUUCAUAAGUGUCUGAAUGUUUCUCAGGAUCCAGUUUUGCCUCAAAUAUAUGAAGAGUUUUACCACACAGUUAAUAAUGCAGAUCAUGAAAAGGACUUGAAGUGGUGGUCAAAUACACAUGGUGUGAAUAUGGCUAUGAACUGGCCAUAUUUCGAGGAGUACACGGAGGAGUUCAGGGACAUUGCAAAAGGCAAAUCAAAGGCGGAGAUCCCGAUGGGAAUCACACUCAUCAACCAGAGGCCUGUUGGAGAAGACUUGCAUGAUUUCCCACCAGCUAAUAACAAAGCUGCAAAGAAAGCAACAGGACGUGUGAUUUCAACAGAUGUUACAGCUGACAGUAAAGUGGAGAGUAUAAGUACCUCAAAAGCCAAGGAGAAAGCUGAUACUGCUAAUAGGACGUCUUCUAUUACGAAUGGCACAAGACAAGAAGCUAAUCCAUUUGAAGAAGAUGAAUGGGACGAAGAUGCAGGGGAAGCCUUAGUUGACCAUGGUGAACCUGGUGUUCCCGUGAGAGCGCUUUAUGACUAUGAAGGGGCAGAGUCAGAUGAACUCAGCUUCAAACAAGGUGACGUGUUUGAAAAGCUCGAAGACGAAGAUGAACAAGGAUGGUGCAAAGGCCGUAAGGAUGGCCGUGUAGGGCUGUACCCUGCUAACUACGUGGAACCUGUGGCGCAGUAGUGGCCAAUACAGGAUCUGCUGAUGUGUAAGCUACUUGGCGAUGUCUUCCUGCUGCUUGUCUGUCUCGGGCAGGUUGCAUUUUCCCUCGCCACACUUCACAGCAAACUCUUACAACACAGACAGGAUGUCAAGGUGCCACACGUUUAGGAAAUGUGUUUGGUGCUGUUACUAGUGAAAUGGCUUUGUGCCCGUAAAUUUCUCAGCUCUUAAAAGAAAUGGAGUGACCCCUUUCCCCUUCCCCAGAGAUCCUGGCUUGUACAGUAAACAUUAAUGUGUCGUUAGCAGUUAAAGGAGACAUGAUGUGAGUUUUACUGCACUACUGUGCAUUCUAAACUGUGGACCAAAGUCUAUGCUUUUCUGUGUAUAAAACAUACUAAGAUGUAUUUUAUUGCAGUUUCAUGAUGAUGUUUGUCUCAAAUUUUUGAUGAUGUAUAACACUAAAUGAUUAUUUAAAUUAUCAGAAUAUUGUUUUUCUUUUAAAAACACAAGGCUUUUUGUGAGCAUGAACUAUUCCUUGGUUACUGGUGGUAAGCUGAAGUUACAGUAUUUUGUGGUAUUUUUUUUUUUUUUCCAGACUGUAUUUGCGUAACAUUUGCUCCUCCCUCCUCUCUUUCCCAAACCAUUGUUCAAUCUGUGAGUGACCCAAGUGCCAGCCACAUACUAUAUAGUACAUGCUACACUGCCUGGUGCAGAGAAAAAAAUUAAUCAAAAUAAUUUUAAGCAGCCAUAAUGGACAUUUCUGUAAAUAUGUAACCAGUUACACCUUGGUAAUGCCAUUUGUAAAAUAAUGCAUUCACAGAUAAGGCUGUGCAUCUUCAGCAGGUGUCAAUCAAAGCGAGAACACUCAUUCCUUCAUUAUAUUCAGUGAUUCUGUUAUAGGCCUAAGACAUUGUAGAUUAACGAGUACAAGACUUGGUGUAAAUAAUGUAGACAUGAAUGUCAUUAAACUGGAUUCGUAUGAUAAAA
This is a messenger RNA of Schistocerca serialis cubense, 2748 nucleotides long. RefSeq names its product protein kinase C and casein kinase substrate in neurons protein 1-like. Gene Ontology annotation, molecular function: protein binding; phospholipid binding. Gene Ontology annotation, biological process: cytoskeleton organization; plasma membrane tubulation; regulation of endocytosis. The record is from RefSeq and is a predicted model, not a curated record. Gene Ontology annotation, cellular component: endosome; cytoplasm; plasma membrane. The transcript is spliced from 10 exons. NCBI's taxonomy places the organism in Eukaryota, Metazoa, Arthropoda, Insecta, Orthoptera, Acrididae. The coding region runs from base 247 to 1782 and encodes 511 amino acids.